Papaver somniferum (opium poppy) is the source of this 360-nucleotide messenger RNA. RefSeq lists its product as uncharacterized. The record is from RefSeq and is a predicted model, not a curated record. The transcript is spliced from 2 exons. Bases 1 to 360 code for a protein of 119 amino acids. Lineage: Eukaryota; Viridiplantae; Streptophyta; Magnoliopsida; Ranunculales; Papaveraceae.
AUGGCAACUCCAAUGCCAACUACUGGAAAACUUCAAUCCAAUCCAGGAGAAAAAUCUGUUGAUCAGAAACUAUAUAGAUCCAUGAUCGGAAGCUUGUUGUACUUAACUGCAACAAGUGGUACUGUAGAUUAUGGUCUAUCAUACUCUAUGGAUACAAACAAUAGUCUUGUUGCCUACUCGGAUGCUGAUUGGUCAGUUUGUGUAGAAGAUCGGAAAAGCACCUCAGGUGGUUGCUUCUAUGUUGGUCAAAAUCUUGUUGCUUGGCACAUCAAGAAACAUAAUUCGCAAUCUUUAUCAACCUGUGAAGCAGAAUAUGUUGCUGCUAGUACAUUUUUUACCCAACUAUUAUGGAUGAAAUAG